AUGGUUGCUCUAUCUUCAUCAUCUUCUACAACAUGUUCAUCUGUUUCAGAUUCCCCAACUUAUUUAGCACUUCCAUCGUUGGAAGAAAUUUUGGAAGAUGCCCAGAAUCAUUUUCCUAGAUUUUUAUUUGAACCAUUAGCAGUGCUAGAACUACUCAAUUCCUUACUUAUUCGUUGUUCUGAAAGAGGUUAUUCUGCCGUGCUUGAAUGCCUCUGGUGUUGGCAGGACUUAAGCGACUUUUCCCACUCUCUAUCACCUCUACUAGACGAAUUAUGUUGUGCUAAUGAUGUUCAAAUUGUUAUUGCAAGUUUAAGAUUACUUGAAAGACUGCUUCAAUUUGCCCCUAACAGAGUAAGCCGCGCACGUCUAAGAAAUGAAAUGGAAGGUUUAAUAGAAAAUAUUUUAAAUUUAAAAAAUUGGUAAAAUUUAGAGCUUCAUUUUGAAGAUAUUGUAGUUAAAUUAAGGUAGGAAAAUAUGAAUCUAAUAAUUUUUGGAAAUAUAGUCAACUCUCUUUAGUAGCGACUUGGACCUGGCUAGAGGGUGGGAGGAGGGCUUUUGG
Meloidogyne enterolobii is the source of this 559-nucleotide messenger RNA. Lineage: Eukaryota; Metazoa; Nematoda; Chromadorea; Rhabditida; Meloidogynidae. The record is from the annotation of a GenBank genome assembly.